Messenger RNA from Candidula unifasciata, 2028 nucleotides. The record is from the annotation of a GenBank genome assembly. Lineage: Eukaryota; Metazoa; Mollusca; Gastropoda; Stylommatophora; Geomitridae.
AUGGUGUUCAAGGUAUCAAAGGGCGGUGUGAGGUCGGGAAACACCCUUCGCUGUCUCCGCUCUGUAAGAACAAAAAGGUACUCCAGCCAGGCAUGUAUCCUCAGCAGAUCAAACCUCAAACCCCUAGAGGUGCCAGGAUUUCUAGAAUCUGCCACAGAGGACCAGCUGGUUACCUCAACUCUGGCGUCAACGGACGUUUUACUGUCCCUGAACAAAAAGGCAAGAUGGACACUCCCUGCCAAAGUUAGUCACAUGAUCACAACUGGACAUUUCAAUGAAGGAAAAACUCUGGUAUCAUUUCUUGAACGCCACAAGUUGAAGAAAAAAGCCAACUGUGUCAGCUUCGUUUGCAAUCAAGACCGCGUCCGAAAUGUGGCGCCAAAAAAGAAGAGCUACUUCAGUUUCAACCUAGACAACAUUGACAAUGAGCAGUCAAUCAGGCAAUGGAAACGUCAAAAAGCAGAAACAAUGAAAAAGAUUAAGCCUCCAAUAAUCAAAAUUGAAAAAAGCAAAAGCAACAAGCUUGUUAAGACAGUAGAAGUGUUCACUGUAGCAGGCGCGGCCAAAUAUGGUGUUUCAAAUUCAAAUCCCGAAUAUCGAGUAGAAGUGUUCCGUCCAUGCCCUCAGAGUUGCUCUCUUGUCUACAAUCCCAAGUAUACAAAUAUCCUAGUGGAAUCUGUAGAUGAUGGAGAGAAAGAAGUAAAAUCGAAUACAAACGUAUCCAAGAAUAAAAGAAGAUACAGGAAACGAUUCUCAGCAAAUGACUGUAAAAGAUAUCAAGAAGAAAUGGAUUUAGAACAGUACUGGGCUGAGGAUUACGAAGAUUCUGAUUUCGAUCCAGUUUCUGAUGCAGAUAGCGAGGUCAGUUACCAAGAAGGAAAUGGUAGUUCAAGCAAACACAUUUCACAAACAGAUGACAACACAGAGAACUAUGAUUCCCAGGAGCCAUUGCAACUUUCAGAAAAUCUCCUUGCUUGUUUGAUUAGUCAGGCAGAGAAAGCAAAGGCAUUGUGUGGGAAGGAGCCAGUUCUUCAACGCCACACUGAUUCUAGAAGGUGUUGCAGGAAUAGUUCAUCAGACAAGAUGGACAAAUCACACAUCGUAUACAUUAAUGAUGCUCCUCCGAAGUUAACGUGCACCCAGAAACAAAAGCAACCGAAGCCCAAGCGUAAAAAAGUGAAAGAGCCAGAAGAGAAGCCCAAAUCAUCCCCGUUUGUAAAUCUCCACUAUGGUCGGGUCAUCGUGAAAUCGGCAGAUACGACUCCAGAAAUACUUCGAGCCAAAUAUGGAUACUGCUACGCAGAAGCAGGAAGCGAACCCAGACGCUUCACUGUCAAUGUUACAGAUGAUGUCUAUAAUUUACUGUGUAAACAUAGAUACACUGAGCAGAAUGCUAUGUACACGUCAUACUUGGUGUUUGUUCAUGAUGGUGUCUAUGAUGAAGGUCUGGACACUUUUAAAGUCGCCUUGAACUCUAAUAUCUGCAAUUACACAGAAUCUGUAGCGAAAAGUAUCCCGUUUCAAGAAACAUCCAUUGAAAACAUCAUGAACCACGUUGUCUGUGCUUUACUUGACAUGAAAGCUGAAAAUUGUCUUUCAACUGAUCACCCACCAGCACAGGAAACAACAAUGAAGCCAGCACUAAAGUUCGUUAAUGAUCUAAUGAGAGUUAACAUAGAAACAAUUCGUACCUUUGAUGAGAUCUGCAGACUUUCCCAAACAGAUGCAUUGCAGGAGACUCUGAUCUCAGCCAACUUCAUCGACAUGAUAAGAAAUCUAGACACUGAUGUAUUUUGCGACAUUUGUUAUGAAAACGUUAACCCAUCUCAGGACAGGUCCGUUUCUGGAACCAGACUGUCAAAAUGCGGCCAUAUUUUCUGUGACGACUGUUGGAGAUCACAUUUUAGAGCCAAAAUCAACAGUGGAGCGCAGAAAAUGGUUUGUCCCGGUUACGACUGUGACGAAAUCGUUGGUCCCGUGACCUUACUGUCUCUUCUACACGUAUCUGAAGUGACAAAGCUCUUUUAG